AUUUAUUUACCUUUUAAUAUAAAUUACUUUAGAAAUAACUUCUGAAGAAUACAAAAUAGAAAACUAUGAAAGAUUGCAAGACUUAGGAACCGGUGGUUUUGGUGAAGUGUUUACAGUGAAGGCUAAACACAAUGGAAAGAUAUAUGCGAUUAAGAAAUGUCCAUUAAAUAAUUUGACUGCAAAAGUAAAAGAAAGUAUUUUGAAUGAAUCGAUAAACUUGAUAAAAUUGCAAUCAGAAUAUGUAAUUAAAUUUUAUUGUUCAUGGAAUCAAUACAAUUGUUUAUAUAUUCUUAUGGAUUGUUUGGCCGGAAAUUUAACACAACUUUUAAAAAUAAAGAGACAAUUAUUUGGGAGAAUAAUGACUGAAUUUGAAUAUUAUAUAUCAUAUGAAAUAUUUAAACAAUUGGUCGAAAGCGUGAAGUAUUUGCACAAUAAUAAUGUGAUUCACAGAGACCUCAAACCCGAUAAUGUGUUGAUUGAUAACGAAAACAAUUAUAGAUAUAUAAAGUUAUGUGACUUCGGUUUGUCUAAAUCCGUGGAUGUAUUGAAUUAUCGUUACAGACAAAGUAGAGUUAAACACACCGCAGAUGUAGUUCAAUAUAUGGCACCCGAAGCCAAGUCGGGCACCAAUUAUAACCAUUUAGUAGAUGUCUAUAGUCUGGCACUCAUUGGAGCGAAAAUAUUUGGUUUAGAUUCCGACGAUAUUAGGGACGGA
Molecule: messenger RNA, 715 nt
Organism: Medioppia subpectinata
Lineage: Eukaryota; Metazoa; Arthropoda; Arachnida; Sarcoptiformes; Oppiidae
Source: the annotation of a GenBank genome assembly